Molecule: messenger RNA, 2137 nt
Organism: Gadus morhua (Atlantic cod)
Lineage: Eukaryota; Metazoa; Chordata; Actinopteri; Gadiformes; Gadidae
Gene: fip1l1b
Product: FIP1 like 1b (S. cerevisiae)
Exons: 16
Coding region: 218-1894 (558 amino acids)
Cellular component (GO): mRNA cleavage and polyadenylation specificity factor complex
Source: RefSeq, a predicted model, not a curated record
CCCGAACAUCGCUUCCGGGUGUGCGAUGUUGUAUGCGGUCGGGAUGAAUGUAUGAAGAUAUUGUUUUGGCAUAUUCAUACUCAGAAGGAAAAUACUGUAAAUCAUUUUCAUCACUUGCAGUCAGUAAACCUUAUUUGAAUGCCUCGUGCCUGAGCUCUAUCAUCGAAUAAAGCUCUUCUUCGUGGUAGAAGGUCUGCUGUCGGUGUGUGUGUUAAAGAUGUCUGCUGAAGAAGCGGACAAAACCAACACCACAGAUGCUAGUGGCGGAGAUGAAGAGGAGGAAUGGCUCUACGGAGAUGAAGGCGAGGGCAAGGAAGAGGAUGAAGAAGCCAAACUGAACGCUGCAGUAAGUGUUGUCAGUGAUGCUCCAAUCUCGACCACGGAGGAUGCCACUGCCCCCGCUACAGGAAAUGGAGUGGCGCCUGAGCCGGCGGGCGAGGCAGCGGACGAGGACAGCGAUAGUGACAGUGACGAUGACGACGAUGAUGUGCGAGUCACCAUUGGAGACAUCAAAACCGGGGCGCCCCAGUACACACCAUACGGAGCCCCUCCGGUCAACCUUAACAUCAAGACAACGGGCUCCAGGCCAUACGGACAAGUGAACGCUAAGCUAAAGGGAGUGGACAUGGACGCUCCUGGCAACAUAAACGGAGUUCCAGUGCUGGAGGCAGACGUGGAGUCCUUCGAGGAGAAACCGUGGAGAAAGCCAGGUGCGGACCUGUCGGACUACUUUAACUACGGCUUCAACGAGGACACGUGGAAGGCCUACUGUGAGAAGCAGAAGAGGCUGCGCAUGGGCCUUGAGGUCUCCACUGUGGGCUCCACCACCAGCAAGAUCACAGUCCAGCAGGGUAGAACGGGGAACGAUAAAGACAUAUCCAGCCUGUCAGUCCACACUUCCAAGCCAGACUUCUCGUCCCCGGUCAACAUGUACAAGCCCCCCCCGACCCAGGUCACCAGGAUCUCAACCCCCCAGUGGACCGCCCCGCCUGGUCAGGACAUGUCCUACUAUACGAAGCCGAGUGGAACAAUAGAUGUUAUUGGUGGACAGACUGCCACCAUCAGCAGGGUGGAAGGACGGCGCAGACACAACCUGGAAGGAAAUAAUAUCCAGGUCAUCUCGGAACACUCUUCGUCGGAGGCCGACUCGACCCCGGCGAAGAUGCCCCCCUUCUUCCCCCCGGGGCCGCUGCCCCCCAACAUGCCUCCUCCCCCCUUCCUCGCACCCCCCCCCAACGUCGGCACUGCACCACCGCUCAUACCCCCACCCAGGAUGCCCAUCACAGUACCUCCUCCUGGAUUCCAACACCCGCCUACUGGCCCCCCGCCCUCCCUCAUGCCCACUAUGGACGGCCACACGGGCGGCUACGACGGGCGCUCUAUCCAGCCAUAUCCCUUUCCUCAAGGUGCGUACCCUCCACCCAUGCCAGGGGGUCCGGCUCCGUCUUGGCCUCCCAUGAUGGACAACUCGAAGCAGUGGGACUUCUACCCUCGUAGGGAAGAGAAGCGGGAGAAGGAGCGGGAGAGACCCAGGGAAAGGCCCCAUGAGCGGGAGAGGGAGAGGGAGCACAGUCCAUCUGCCAUGAGCUACACCAGCGACGAGGAGCGGUUCCGUUUCCGUGAGUACCCUCCCGAGCGCGGCGGCUAUGGGGAGCGCCAUCGGGAGCGCUCCAGCCGAGAGAAGGAGGACCGGCACAGAGAGAGGAGACACCGUGAGAAGGAGGAAGGACGCCACAAGACUUCACGCAGCAGCAGCAGCAGGAGGAGGCACGACAGCGAGGAGGGCGACAGCCACCGCCGACACAAACACAAAAAGAGCAAGAGGAGCAAGGAGGGCAAGGAGCCAGGCGAGGAGACCGGCGGGGACCAGGAGAACCAGGAGACCAUGGAGUGACCACAAGCUGCUCCUGUGCCUCCCAAGUCCUCUCUGUAUAUUCAACCAUUCCCUACCCAACCCCAUGGCCUGGCUGAGCCUUCAUUCUGAGUGGUUUCCUGUUGGCAGGAAGAGCGGAAACUUCCACCGCUGCAGCAACAGAUUGCAGCGAUGAUUGCAACGUAUUUGGUUGUCCCUUUAUUUUUGUUCUGUAUGGAAACUUCUGCAAGAGUUGUUGACUGAUUAAAAGAGCUUUUGAUAAGA